GUGCUGUCACGCAACCCCGCAUUCCACCUCGAGGCUUGCCUGAUAUAUAGGCCCCUCCAAAAGAAUCGCAAGGCAGCAGAACAAAGGCCAUCGCUCUCCCAUACUGGCCUCAGACAGAGAGAGACUUGCCUGAAACACACACACCUUAUAGUUCCCCGCAGCUGACGGCUGAGCUCUGCUUGAGAUUUUCAGCCGCAGUAGCGUUACAGGAAGGGAUCAGGCAUGGCUGCAAGGAGGGCUGCUUCCUCCGUCCUCUCUCGCUACCUCCUCGCAAGGUCUUCUGCUUCUUCUCCCGCCGGCAAAUCCGCUCUCCUCGGACCAGGAAGCUACCAGCAAUCUGUCAGUCAUGUUCUAGAUGAAGAAACGACUCCAUUGAACCGCGCUCUGUUGCCAGGGGAUCUUCUUCGCAGGUUCGGUACUGCACCGGCUGCCGCCGCCGCCGCCACCGAGGAGCCAAUCCAACCCACAGUGGAGAUCAAGCACACCCAACUCCUCAUCAAUGGCAACUUCGUCGACGCAGCUUCUGGGAGGACGUUCCCGACGGUGGACCCCCGCACCGGCGAGGUCAUCGCGCACGUCGCCGAGGGCGACAGCGAGGACAUCGACCGCGCCGUCGCCGCCGCCCGCCGGGCCUUCGACGAGGGCCCGUGGCCGCGCAUGACCGCCUACGAGCGGUGCCGGGUGCUGCUGCGGUUGGCGGACCUGAUCGAGCAGCACGCGGAGGAGAUCGCAGCGCUGGAGACGUGGGACAACGGGAAGACGCUGGCGCAGUCGGCCGGCACCGAGGUGCCCAUGCUGGCGCGGUGCAUGCGGUACUACGCCGGGUGGGCGGACAAGAUCCACGGCCUGGUGGUGCCGGCCGACGGUGCGCACCACGCGCAGGUGCUGCACGAGCCCGUCGGCGUCGCCGGGCAGAUCAUCCCCUGGAACUUCCCGCUGCUCAUGUUCGCCUGGAAGGUCGGCCCGGCGCUCGCCUGCGGCAACACCGUCGUCCUCAAGACCGCUGAGCAGACGCCGCUCUCCGCGCUCUACGUCGCCAGCCUCCUCCACGAGGCUGGGCUCCCCGACGGUGUUCUGAACGUGAUCUCCGGCUUCGGCCCGACGGCCGGCGCCGCGCUGUGUAGCCACAUGGGCGUGGACAAGCUCGCGUUCACCGGAUCGACGGGCACGGGCCAGAUUGUCCUCGAACUGGCGGCGAGGAGCAACCUGAAGCCGGUGACCCUGGAGCUCGGCGGCAAGUCCCCCUUCAUCGUCAUGGACGACGCCGACGUCGACCAGGCCGUCGAGCUCGCGCACCAAGCCGUCUUCUUCAACCAGGGCCAAUGCUGCUGCGCCGGGUCGCGGACGUUCGUGCACGAGCGCGUGUACGACGAGUUCGUGGAGAAGUCCAAGGCCCGCGCCAUGAAGCGCGUCGUCGGCGACCCCUUCAGGAACGGCGUCGAACAGGGGCCUCAGAUCGAUGAGGAGCAGUUCAAGAAGAUCCUGCGGUACGUCCAGUCCGGCGUCGACAGCGGCGCCACCCUCCUCGCCGGCGGCGACAGGGCGGGCAACCGGGGCUUCUACAUCCAGCCGACGGUGUUUGCCGAUGCCAAGGACGACAUGAAGAUCGCUCGGGAGGAGAUAUUCGGGCCGGUCCAGACCAUCCUCAAGUUCAGCGGCGUGGAGGAGGUGAUCCGGCGGGCGAACGCGUCGCAGUACGGGCUGGCGGCGGGGGUGUUCACGAGGAGCCUGGACGCGGCCAACACGCUGUCGCGGGCGCUGCGGGUGGGCACCGUGUGGGUCAACUGCUACGACGUGUUCGACGCGGGCAUCCCGUUCGGCGGCUACAAGAUGAGCGGCGUCGGCCGGGAGAAGGGCGUCUACGCCCUCCGCAACUACCUCCAGACCAAGGCCGUCGUCACGCCCAUCAGGGGCGCCGCCUGGCUGUGAUCCCGGCCGCCGCCGCCGCCGCUUGCCGGUGGUAUGAUCUCUGAUGUACUAGAAGAACAUGGACGGCGCCGGACACCAGAAAAUGUGGCGAAUAAUAACAGCCGGUUUAGUUGCAACACCACACCACCGCGCUGUCUGUGCUCUUCAUUUACCAGGCCGAUUUCGACACCGAAAUCAAAUGCGUGAACAUGUAAUGUACACACACACACACGUAAUGUACAGAGGGAAGUAAAACCGGUA
This is a messenger RNA of Panicum virgatum (switchgrass), 2169 nucleotides long. RefSeq names its product benzaldehyde dehydrogenase, mitochondrial-like. Gene Ontology annotation, molecular function: aldehyde dehydrogenase (NAD+) activity. The record is from RefSeq and is a predicted model, not a curated record. NCBI's taxonomy places the organism in Eukaryota, Viridiplantae, Streptophyta, Magnoliopsida, Poales, Poaceae. The transcript is spliced from 9 exons. Bases 223 to 1929 code for a protein of 568 amino acids.